UAUUAAAACAUUGGUCUACAUUCUCCAACAGAAACCUUAAUGUAUCACAGAACGAGUGCAAGAGCUCUUGGCAACAAAACCAUUUCCCUCCUACCACCACCCACCCACAAAGCUGUUCCAGGAGCCAAAUCAACAAAAUAUGAGACUUUUAUUCUGGAUGACAUCUGUGCUAACAAUAUGUACGCUGAAUGCAACCCAGCCAAGGCCUAACUAUCUUCUAAUAAUGGUUGAUGACCUCGGAAUUGGAGAUGUUGGCUGUUAUGGAAACUACACAAUUAGGACACCAAAUAUUGACCGAUUAGCUAAAGAGGGCGUAACAUUUACCCAACAUUUAACCGCUUCUCCAUUGUGCACUCCGAGUCGUUCAGCCUUUCUUACAGGCAGAUAUCCAGUAAGAUCCGGUAUGGCGUCUAUGUCCAGAGUUGGAGUAUUUAUUUUUUCUGCCUCGUCUGGUGGACUUCCUAAUAAUGAAAUAACAUUUGCCACUAGGUUAAAGAAGAGAGGUUACUCAACAGGUCUUAUAGGAAAAUGGCACCUGGGACUGAAUUGUGAGAACAGCAGUGAUCAUUGUCACCACCCUGUGAAUUAUGGUUUCGAUUACUUCUAUGGAAUGCCCAUGACAAAUCUGAGAGAUUGCAUACCAGGUCAUGGAAGUGUUUUCUUAGCUGGAGCAGCCAGAUUCAUCAAAACGUUGAUUCAAAUUGGAUGCAUAACCCUCGUUACAGCUACACUGCUAAAUUAUAGUGGAAUUAUUAAGAUAAACUGGAAGGUCGUUAGUUAUAUUUUGAUAUUUUUUGGAUUUCUUUUUGGAUUGGUGUUUUUGUUUUUUUCGAAUUUCCGUUACUUAAAUUGUUUUUUAAUGAGAAAUCAUCAGAUUAUUCAGCAACCUUUUAAACAUGAGAAUCUUACUCAAAGAAUGACAAAAGAGUCAGUUGAUUUUAUAUUAAGGAACAAAUAUAAACCAUUCCUCCUAUUUGUGUCCUUUGCUCAAGUCCAUACAGCUCUCUACACUGAACAGAGAUUUAGAGGAAAAAGCAAACAUGGUCUGUAUGGAGAUGCAAUUGAAGAAGUAGAUUGGAGUGUAGGAACAAUUUUAAAUGAAUUAGACAAAAACUUCCUUCAGAAUAACACCCUAGUAUACUUUACAUCUGACAAUGGUGGACAUGUAGAAGAAAUAUCUUCCUCUGGUGAGGUUCAUGGAGGCUGGAAUGGAAUUUAUAAAGGAGGAAAAGCCACCUCCUGGGAAGGAGGCAUUCGUGUUCCAGGACUUGUCCGUUGGUCUGGAGUUAUUGAAGCUGGAAAGGUUAUUGAUGAAACGACAAGCCAGAUGGAUAUAUUUCCCACUAUUGUUAAACUUUCAGGUUCUACUCUACCUCAUGACAGAAUUAUUGAUGGAUAUGAUCUGACACCUUUGAUGAAAGGAAAAAGUGUCACGUCCGAACAUGAAUUUCUUUUCCAUUACUGUAAUGCAUAUUUAAAUGCUGUACGGUGGAAUCCGAGAAACAGUAAAUCAAUUUGGAAGGCUUUCUAUUUCACGCCAAACUUUCAACCCAAGGGUUCUAAUGGCUGCUUUGAUUCCCAUGUCUGCUUCUGUUAUGGCGAUUUUGUUACACAUCAUGACCCCUUAUUACUCUUUGAUCUGUCUAAGGACCCAGAAGAAAAAAAUCCACUCACACCCCAGACACAAAUGUAUUAUACCGUUCUUAGAACAAUUCAGCAAGCUGCACAAAACCAUACAGAAUCCCUUCAAGUGAUAGAUAAUCAGUUAUCAUGGAGCAAUAUCAUUUGGAAACCCUGGCUUCAGGCUUGCUGUUCAUCUUGGUUUGAUUUGUGUUACUGUGACAACGAUAAAGAAUUUGGGGGAGACUAAACCUGCAAAAAAAUCAAAGUGUAGUGUAUCCUAAAUAUUUGAUUUUAUAUCCUCUGAGAAUAUACUGUUCCUUUUAUCUUCUCGAGAUGUUAGAUCACAUGUAUUUUAGGUGGCAGUUUGAUUUCCAAAAUUUACCUAAGGCUGUACCUUGCACAUUCUAUCAAACCUCCCCCUGGUUCUAUUCUUAGCAUUUCCUACAACAUACAUCAGUUUUACAGAGCUGCAUGUGUUUAUCCUGAAGCUUGUUCACUUAUACUUUGUUACUAUCCUUCUGUCAGGGAAAUGAUUCACUUUGGCAUAUCACAAGCUAAGAAACAUAUCAGAAUUUUAUAAACGUGAUGUGAUGUUUCAUAACAAAAUAGGACUUUUUUCUUUGCUGCACUAAACAGCACAUAUACAGUUUUGCAGCGAUUGUCUUUAACUCAGAAUGUGAAUAAAACAAUGACAAGUUAGGAGAAAAUUCUAAUAAAUUUAUUCAAGGAUA
Molecule: messenger RNA, 2354 nt
Organism: Pelobates fuscus (common spadefoot toad)
Lineage: Eukaryota; Metazoa; Chordata; Amphibia; Anura; Pelobatidae
Gene: STS
Product: steroid sulfatase
Exons: 10
Coding region: 140-1870 (576 amino acids)
Molecular function (GO): arylsulfatase activity
Source: RefSeq, a predicted model, not a curated record